Suillus plorans is the source of this 1791-nucleotide messenger RNA. RefSeq lists its product as uncharacterized. The coding region runs from base 1 to 1791 and encodes 596 amino acids. Gene Ontology annotation, molecular function: protein binding. The record is from RefSeq and is a predicted model, not a curated record. NCBI's taxonomy places the organism in Eukaryota, Fungi, Basidiomycota, Agaricomycetes, Boletales, Suillaceae. The transcript is spliced from 8 exons.
AUGUCUUCGUGGUGGUUUCAGCAAGAUUGCAGCGUGCUCUAUGCUGCUGCUGGAGUGACUGACCUCGCUGUGGGCGGAGAUGAAGCCCUCGCUGCGGGUAAUUACGACAAGGCUAUCGAGCUUUACUCCGCAGCGAUCGAUCUCGACUUUGCAACCCAUACCACCUUUGCAAACCGCAGUAAAGCGAGGUCGGGAAAAAUGCUAUGGAACGAUGCACUCCUCGAUGCGGAAAAGGUCAUUGAACUCGACCCUUCAUCUUACUUUGGAUAUCAGUUGAAGCAUGCGGUGCUUCAUGGCGCACAUAGAUAUGAUGAAGCCAUCGAGGCGCUCUCAACCAUGCUCUCCAAGUUGGAAAGUGCUCCCGAUACAGAAACAAGAAACUUGCGCCAACAGUAUAUUAGUCCAUCCGAAGCAGAACAUGCUAUUGAAGACAGCAUUAAGGCCCAGCUCGACAACGCCCCGCACCGUCUAAUCAACACCUCCACUGGGCGCUUAUGCAACCGCGAGGCACAGAUCAAUGCCUUCAGAACAAGCACAGUGCACAAAGAACUUUUGUCAUCCACAACGAAACAUCCGGACUUUCAAAUGGAGCGCAUCCAAGACGUGGUGUCGAUGUGGGAAGUGACGGAGCCAUCACUGCAUAACAUCCAGAACAAGGUGGUGUACGACUUGGAUCCAAUCGGUGGCAUCGCAAAGUUGCAGUCAUUCUGUAGAACUGCUCGUGAUAAAGGGUAUUGUUGGGCAUGGAUUGAUACCUGUUGCAUCGACCAGACUAACAAUGUCGAGGUCCAACAAUCGGUCAACUCCAUCACUCACCAUCGUCUACCUGUCGGACGUUCCACCUUGUCGCAGUCUGGCGCACUCACAAGUAGCGCUUGGAACACGCGAGGAUGGACAGUUCAAGAAUUUCUGGCUUCAAUGUUUGUACUCUUUUACCAGAAGGAUUGGUCGUUGUAUCUCGACGAUCGCUCUCCCAACCACAAAGAUUCUCUUACAAUCAUGCAGGAGAUGGGAGAUGCGACGGGAAUAGAUGCACGAACCCUUGUUGCCUUCCGUCCGGGGAUGAGAAACGCCCGGGAGAAACUCCAAUGGGUGUCAGCGCGUGUUACCACAUGGCCGGAAGAUAUUGCAUACUCAUUGUUUGGUAUCUUCGGCGUCAACCUACCUGUCAUUUAUGGCGAGAAGAAGCAAAAGGCGCUUGGGAGGCUCUUGCAGGAGGUCAUAGCUCAGUCGGGCGACAUCAGUGCCCUGGACUGGGUGGGGCAAUCAUCCGAAUUCAAUAGCUGUCUGCCGGCCGACAUUACUUCAUACAAAGCACCACCGUACACCCUGCCAUCUCUGUCUGAAGAUGAGAUUCAGAGUUCGGUUUCUUUACUGCGAAACACCGUGGCUAUCGAAUCAGCUUCAAAGCUUUAUACCCUUCUCGAUCAGAAGAACGCUCCUCCAUUUCGUGUCACGGCAGUGAAACGGAGUCAUACUCGAGACCAAGAUUCACAUUCCGCGUAUGAAGUCAAGGCAGACGGUCUUCGCGACCUGUUAAUCACCAUGGAGGACAAACUGAUUCCGUCCUCCUGGACAUUUUCCACACGGCAGACGUUCUUGCUCGUCCGCCCAUGGGAUCGUGAUCUCCUCGAGCUGCCUGAUUUUGCGGAGCUGUUAGGCUUGGCAGCUAGGCUGCCUGACAUUGCAGACGACACGCAGAGCGAGGAAUUCUAUUGGAUUCACCUGGCGGGUCCCUUGAAGCAGAGGAGCCGGUUGAUUUGGAAUCGGGCGAGCGAGCGUUGCGAUUGA